UUUUUUUUUUUUUCCUUCGGAGCUGGGGACUGAACCCAGGGCCUUGUGCUCGCUAGGCAAGCGCUUUACCGCUGAGCUAAAUCCCCAACCCCAGGCCAGUCUUAAAUGACUGAGAGUCCUACUAAGCCAGGACAGGUAACUGUAAGCCAGGAAGUUAGCUAGAAACAGCUCUCUUGUUCCUGUGCCUAUUGGCAAACAUCCUUAGACUUGGGGUCAGAGGGAAUGCUUCAGCCUUCCCAGAACUGAGGUGACCAGUAUCCAGGAGUAUAUUGACCCUGUUCUUGUUCCCCAAACACAGGUACUCUGAGUGAGCAUGAGGGUGAGUUGAGAGUCCUGAUAACUGAGAAGAGAUAGCCUGAGGAUGUGGGUUUCAGGAAGUCAGAACUUAGUUAGGUUGUAUGAUCAGCUUUUCUACGAAGGGAGAGGAAUGUAGACCAAGCUGUGACACCCUUUACCUCCAGCAUGACCCUUUGGUUCAGGGAGGCUGAGCUCAAAUGGGGCGUGAACUAGAGUGUCUAGGGCAGGCAGUAGACUUGAGAACCCUCACUAUGAGUGACUAGUCAACUGAAAGGCAAUGCCCUAAUGCCAACUUUUUUGGUGCUGGCAACUACUACCUGAUUUAGGCUACUAUCUUCCCUGGCCACAUUACCCCUGGAAGAAAGUUUGCACCUCAAGAUUGUACACAGGACAGAGACAGCAGGUCUUACAUGCUCCCUCUACUCCUAGGCAUAGAGGAAUACCAAGCACUAGGGCUCAGGAGACAGGUUUUUCAUAAUUAGGAGUUUCCAGCAGAGCUGUUGAGUUUGUUAUGGAAAAUAGUUGGGCCUCCUGGGAUCUUUCUGCUGGUUUGGCUAAUUGCUGGGGUCGUUUGUCGUUUCAUUAUAGGUCCUUCCCCUGGGAGCCUAAGAAACAAACAUGUCUGGUGGAGUCAUGGGGAACGCUUAGAAAGGGACUCAGUGGUUUCAUCCCUAGACUACUCUAGGGCCAAACCCUCCCAGCCCCAGAACCAGAGACCAUAUGUCCUUCCAAGCCCUAACAAGAAACCUUGCACCACUAGUCUGAUUGUUACUGGGUCGUUUGUUGUUGUUGUUUUGCUUUUUUAGACAUGGUUUACUCUGUGUAGCCCUAGCUCCUGAAACUUGCUUUGUAGAUCAGGCUGGUCUUGAACCCAGGGAUCCACCUGGAGUGCUGAGGUUAAAGGCAAACACCAUUAUGCCUUGCUUUAGACUAAGAACUCUAUAGUCAAUGUCUAUCCAAAUUAGGGUUCUUAGGGCUGUAGUAAGCUUUAUGCCAGGCCAGUCCUACUUUAAAAAAGGCCUCAGUAAUACCUAUGACCCCAGUAUGUGUCUGUGGAGGUCUAAGGCAACCUGCUCAUCAAGAGGGGCUAGGAGAAUGCAGUUUCUUCAAGCUCUGGUCAGUAGUAGAUGCUGAGAUCCAGUCAGAGGCAGCAGCCACAGCUGUGGGCUUGGGCCUGAGAGGUCUGAUGCAUAUAUACAAUAUAUGACCCCACCUUUCCCCUUCUAAAACAGCCUGCACCGCUCCUGGAUCUUGAAAGGAGCUGCUGCCUACAGCUGCUCCCGUGGCCUGGGCCUAGGUGAUUAGCUGCCCAUGCACCAUGUCCCACAGGGGCCUCCCUACCUUGGUUUUUGUUCAACCUGGGCUUGGCGGGCAAGGUGGGGGCAGGAAUGUGUGGGCCUACCGCCCCCUUGCCUGCGUCACCAGAGCUGCCUCCCUCUUAGCCUAUCAGAGCCCCCGGGGGACACACCUGUUGGGGGCCAGGAGCAGAGAUUGGCUGGCAGGCAACAGACACCUGCAUUGGGCGGGGUGAGUAGCUACAUGUAAGGCGAGCCCAGGCCACACUGUCCUUCCCCUUCCUGGCUGAGAGCAGUUUCUUUCCUCCUCAUUGUCCCCGAGUUGUUGACCUGUGCCAGUUCACUGUGCACCUUAGUUUUCUUUGUGUCUGAGACUCACCUGGAGGGGAGACAGUCAUUCUUUCCUGUGAUUCCCCAGCUACAGCGCCUGAGGCUGAAUCCUGGCUGAGGGAAAGUUUGGGUUGAUGCCAAAGCUGGUCGUCCAGCCCUAUCCACCACUGCUGACAGGUAUAUGGGGGUGAUGGAUGCCCAAGUUUCUCCAUAUCCUUUAUAAACCUUAGUUUACACCCCACCUAGUGGGUUCUAGACACAGGCACAGUGCUGCCUCAAUACUGGGGGUGGAGCAGCUUGCAGCUCUGCACAGCACUGGAGGAUCCUGUCAGGAACCUGUUGGGGCAGGUAGGGGCAGGCAGGAGGGAGGCCAGACAGGCCUGAGAAUACCACUCUGUAAGGAGAGGCUGGAGGGCCCCUGUGUGUUUGACAUGGAGUAGGACGAAUGGUGGUGACAAAGUUGCGAUUGCAGAUCAGCCUCUGUCUAGUGAGCUGUGGUGAAGCAGAGCAGAGCAGGUCUUCCUUUCCAAAGAAGAAAGCGGCUUCUUCAACUGUGCUACAGCUGGGAUUCAGAUGUGAAGCCAUCUUGGGCUAGGCUUGGGAGCCUCCAGGGGUCCACAGGCUGCAUCUUUAGACCGGGUGGGUUCAAACACCUGGAGAGGAGAAACAGACUCCCGCCAUUCCCGGAAAUACAGCCUUCUGGAAAGUUCUUUCUUAAAGCAGCCACUGCUGUUCCUGAGACACUUUUUCCACGGAGGUAGGCUGCCGCCUCAGAGGUGGGUGCGGGGAAGGGUGCGGCUGGCGGGCAUGAAGACCUCAUCUCCGUUGGUGGGUUUCUGUGCUGGGAAGGGCUUGCUUUUGCCAGCAGCCGGGACUCAGAGUGACCUGUGGUCGGAGGUUGCCUGAGACCUUUAGGUUGGUGACAGUGUGAAAUCAGAAUAGGUCAGUCUGGCACUCUGGCUUUUUCUCACUGUUCUUUUCUGAGGUGUUAACAAAGCCGGGAUCACACUGGAGAAGACAGAGUAGGUUCCUCAAACCAUUACUCCAGAUCAGGGCCAAAGUCCAUUUAAAAGAUUUUUCCCCCCUUUACAUGCCAAAUAGCACAGCAGCCACGAACAGCCAGCUAUGUAAAUGUCUGGUUUGAGGAACAUGUAGCCUGUGCUAUGUCGUCCAGGCAUGCUCAGCCUUGAGUUCGUACCCAGAUGGCUAACUCUUGAGUUUAAACUUAGGAGCUGAUAGCAUUGAAGGGAAGUAGGGUUAGUUUCUUUGGGCAUAACCUAGAGUAUGUUGUUUGAUUGUUCUUGAACAAAAUCCAUAGGACGUAAGAGUGAAGUGUUUUGAUUAAUGUGUGGUGACUUUUCAAGCCUUUUUUAGGCUGAGCAUCCGGAAAAGUAGUUCAGGUUUGUUUUGUGUUUCUGGUAACCUAGAUAAAAAUGUUGUACCAAUUGGCCGGUUGUUGAGUUAAGCAAAAUGCUUUGCAUUUAUGGAAAUGCAAAUGAGUCGUAAAAUAUGGAUAUAGUCCAUUGUUAAUUUCCAGACAUCUCGGUAAUUUGCAAAUAUUUUAUUUGCAAAAUCGAUUUGUCAGGACGUUCAUAGUGUUUAGGAUCAGGUAAAAUGGCCUAAGGGAGUUCCCCAGUCGCCAGAGGCUGGUACUCAGAGAGGCAGUGAACCUGGAGGGUUUGCUAUACAACCGAAGGGCUGAGGGACAAUGCUGACCGCUGUGUGGAUGAAAUGGCGGCUUUGCCUUGAAGACACGUAGUUCCAACAGACGCUAAGAAGUAGCCUGAGUGGAGACAAGACAAGUCUUUCCUGCCCCCGCCCCCCGCAGCCGCUGGCAUCUAAGUUUGGCUGAUCUGCUGUAGGAGAGGUUGAAUUUCAGAGCUUUGUUCUCUGGCUUCACCAUUGAUUAAGGCCCGUUGGGCAAGUUAACCAGCGACUCACUUUUUCACACUGGGAUUGCAUUCCUCUGCCACAAAUCCCCAACCUUCUCUGUAUUUGCAGGUGAGGAGGAUCAAGGCACUCUGGAAAGGGGGAGGGUGCUUGCUGCAGAAGAGCCUUGGGGGCCCUAGGCUUCUGGAUCCAUUCCUCGGUUUUCCUAAACUAAGCCUAGUAGAUGCUCAUAAUUAACUAGCUGUGGGGGACCACGACCUGAACCUCACUUUCGAGGUACGGCUGACCAGAUGGGCGCCAACCACACAGGCUCCAAAUAGAAUCUGUUUUUUUCUUUUCAUUUCUUGACCUAUGGCUGCAAUUCUGUCGUGUUCUUGACUCUCCCUUACCCCUGUGUGGAUAAAGCAUGGUCUCCCCCAUACUCAGCAGUGAUUUGAUACCAAGACACCCAUUCCCAACUCAUGUCUGGGCACCUACCUGCCCCUGUAUCUCUCAGCCUACUAGGUAAGAACAGGGUUCAACGUACAGAGGGUGGUCUGAUCUUUUGACUUACAGCCUGGCCAGCUUUGUAUUUGGCGGGGUCCCCUAGCCUUCCAUGUUCUCUAAGAAGUGCUCUCUCUGAGUAGUCAAGGACACAGGGACACCAGGCUCUGUCUUCUUUGUAUCUUCGACACAACCAGAAGGGGGAAAGGCAACAUCUUUGGUGCUAACCCUCAUCCAGUUCUGUUUGUGGCUCUGAAGUCACAAGGAUAACUGAAAUGCCACUUAGUUCUCAAAUAGAAGCCUUAGUUUGCCAAAGCUCAAAAAGAAAAAAAACCAAAAAGUCCUUUUUGAAGCACUGAUUUUUAUGGGUCUGGUAGGAUAGAGCUAAAAAAGCUCACAGAUGGGCUGGAGAGAUGGCUCAGCGGUUAAGAGCACCGACUGCUCUUCCAGAGGUCCUGAGUUCAAUUCCCAGCAACCACAUGGUGGCUCACAACCAUCUGUAAUGGGAUCUGAUGCCCUUUUCUGGUGCAUCUGAAGACAGCUACAGUGUACUUAUAUACAAUAAAUAAAUCUUUAAAAAAAAAAAAAGCUCACAGAAAGGGGAGUGUAUCUGUCAGGUUUUUGAGAGCAUAGGGAUAUGCUUGUGAGGGAUAGACAAAGAGUCAAGACAAUGUCUAAAACCCUAGGCUCCUAUAGAGUGUCAUCCCCAUCUAGGCCUGUGCUCAGAUCAGGUCCUCUGAGAAAUGUUGGCUUUGAGGAGAGAGGUUGGAAAACCAGCGGCUGCCUGGAUGCAGUGAGACCUUUGUUGUGAUCCAAGGAAAUGAAGCCAGGGCUUGAGCCACCUGUGUUGCCUCUUCGGUAGUUACCAGAAAAAUACGAGAAGAAAUACUUGUGUGAAGACAGAGAUGGGAUGAGCAGAAGCACAGACUGAGUCUCUUUCAGUCCCAUGUAUCCCUGGGGCAGGUGUUCAGUUUCUUAUCUCUGUGUGGGAACUAUAGGCUUUGUCCUUAGCAACACCAGGAUCAAAGAGUACUCUUGUUCCAAACACCCGUAUGCAGAUGUGGCUUGGCACUGCAGGUCUUUGCGCAUGUGAUUAUUGUACUUCUGUUGGGGGCUGCUGUUCCCAUAUGCUUGAAGUGUCAGUUCCCAAACCAUCAGACGAUAAAUCCCACUACCUGGUCCUUCAUCCCAGUAUCCUUCUUGGGUCCCCAAAAAGGCAAAAGGGGAGGAUGGGCAGGAAAGCAGACUUGAGCAGUAUCCUGGAGACAGAGGCCCAUUGGGUGAGUCUCAUCAACCUUAAAUACACUGUGGACCCUAAUGGCACUGGGCCUGAUGUCUAGUCUAUUCCGUAGUGAAUAUACUUAGAUGGAGGGCCUAUCACGACCCAAUCCUGGUUGCAUGGAACUCAACAUAGCCUGCCUCCCAGCUCUUUGCCUGUCAGCCUCUGGGAAGGACUGUUUGAUCCUCCAGAGUUCUCAGAUGGGCCCUAAGCUCAUCCACUGCAGGCCAGGUUUGGCUGGACAGGGGAGCUUAUCUAUGGCCAUGGGGGCUAAGCCCUUCCUCUGGGCCUCAUAGAGAGGCCUCAGUGCCCAUGAGACCCUCAUCCUAAUUAUUUCCCAUCUAAUUUCCAAAAGAGAACUCGAUUUUACUUCAAGCUGUUGAGCUCCCCACUGCCUGUCUUUGGAGAUGACAGGUGCUGUAGGGUCUGCCCUCCAGAAUGAAGGGCUUCCUGCUGUUAUCCUGAGGGUGCCCACCUUCUGCAGUGCUCUGGAGAUUAGGACACUUAGACAUCUGGGCCUUGCCCGUGGAAUCUAGUCAUCUUCAACUCCCUGCUAGGCGGCCUCCAUAUCCAACUUGGGCAGCCGUGGCCAUCUUACUGGGCAGCAUUGGAUAGUGUCUGAUCUCUAAUACUGCCUGGUAAUGAUGACGGCGGAGCCCUGCACGCAGCAAUGGAGCCGCCUCCUGAUCCCAGCCUCCAGGGGCUCCAGUUCCACACCUCACCUACCCUAUCCAAGGUAGGGCUAUGGGGGCAGAAAGUUAACCUUGAGGAUGGAGGGGAUGGGGGAAUUUAGGGAGAGCUCCCCCAAACCAUACACCUCUGAGAGCCUCUCUAUAUUCUGGGAUGAGGGGUUCCUCCCAUUGUCCUGGGGGUGCCCCCUCCCAAUAUCCUUGGGAUUAGGACACUCAGGAACCUGGGUCCUGCCUACAACACCCAGGCAGGUGCUGCCACCACACCUAGCAGGUGUGGGCUGGGUGGAGCUGAGACAAAGGCUCUAAAGGGCUAAGUCUCAGCCUGGGCUCUGAGGGCCUCAUGCCAAAAACUGCCUCACCCAGAUCUAGGAGCUGUGUACUAACUGACCCCUAUAGUUGGGCUACUCAAGCCUGGGAUACCUUCCUGCAUCAAGUGAGUACUGACCUAGAGGCCAACAGCACCUCCCACAUGUGCACUGAGCCAGUGUGCCACAGUCCCCUUGCUUUGAACAAAGCAGACAGUAUGAGUCAGGGUCAACCUCUCUGCUGGCUUAUUCCAACGCAUAUACAGUCUCUGGCUGUUCAUGGCAUCAGGUCUCCACUGGGCCCCCCUGAGGGUGGAAACCACAUAUCCUGCUCUGUGUCUUCCUACCAAAGCAUACCUGGGCCUCUGUGGGCAUCUUACCGGACAGUGCUGGAUUUCUUGGCUUGACUCUAACACUGUCUGGUAACGAUGUUCAAAGGUGACCCAACACUCGCCGAAGACAGGCUGAUGAUACACACUUGUCUUAGCUCCUGGACUCCAGAUAGGCCAAGGCCGUGGAUGAGCUGGGCAUGCAGAGGACCUAUCUCAGCUCUACAGCUCAGCAGCCAGUUGGGGCUGGACUUUGUCCAAGGUGGGAACCCUUGUCUAUUACUUCAUGUUGGGGAAAGGGAUGGUUUCCCCAUGCCAGGGGUACUGGGUAGAGGCAGUUUGUCACUCAUUCCCAGAGCAGCAAUGCCCAUCUUUGCCAACUCCCCUGCUGGCUAGAUUUGGGGGUUCCUCGAUUUCUAGAGAGACUGCCAGGGUUAGUGAGGAUGCUGGGCUAGGUAAGGAGACGUGGUGGAUAACAGUUAGCAUAAGGACUGUUAUUGUCAGUGCCUACGGGACCAUUGGGCAAGGGUGGGUUCAGGGACCUGAGCCUGGUACACGGGAUUGUGAUGUCAUCAGCUGUUUCCUAAUUAAGGAUAAGGAAUCUCCAUUACUUCCCAAUGGCUGUCCCAGAAUAGGAACUUUGCCCCAAACCAGACUCCGAGAUUACUUCUUAUCUUUCUUUACUUGAAGCCAGAGUACAGGGCCAGGGAGCCCCACCCACCAUCAGCCUAGAUGGCUCUUCCUGGGGAAAGAGUCUGUUCCUGGCUUUAAUGUUACUCAUUAAGCUGACAGCCAUUCAGAAAGCCAAAGAGGGGCUGUCAAGCGUUUGCCAAAUAAGAGUGAGCAGAAGACUUUCCUGUUGCACCCACAGACUUCACACUUGAGGAACAGGCAGCUGAGCUGGGGCCUGGUAGGAAAGAAAGUCCUUAGAGUAGCCCCAGGUCCUAGAAGGGCGAACCCCAAGGGGUCCUUGGACCAGAGCAGGCAGGAAGCCAACCCCUGCCUUCCUUCUACAGGUAUCAAAUCAGGAUUAACUGCCCAGAUGGGGAGCCCCUUGUACAAUGCACUGCCUGCUGAUGGAUGUCUUACCAGACAUGGUUAGAUCUGGAUGUAUCUGUCUAAUACUGUCUGGUAAUGCCGUCCAUCCAUGGCCUUAUCGCCGCCGGAGACGACAUCCUCACCACCUCAUGGACAAUGGGUAGAGACAAGGCCUUAGUCCAUUUAUCAUAACUGUCCAGGGCUGGGGCCACCAAGCCCCCUAUCCAAACAGACCACAGUUUAAAUCUACAGCUCCCCCUGGACCUGAUUGCCUUCUUCUGACGCUGUGAUAAUUUUCUGUCAUAGCUAUAGCAGAUUGAGGCCCCUGUAUCUGUCCUUUUCAGGACUAGUCGGUGGGGCUGUCACAGUGCUAUUGCCCCCCAUAGUCCACUGGACUCCACACAGAGGGACCUCAAGCUGUAGUCACCUGUCACCUGCAUAUUCUAUAGCCCCUGAGCUAUCAACAUUGGUAUGGGACCAGGGAAGAUCUAAAACCUUGGUCCUCAGUCUGCUCUCUGAAAUUCUCAGGUCAUGGGACCCAAGGGGAAUAAAAAUGGUUCUAACUACUGUGCCCAAACCCAGGGUGGAAAAUAGGUAUAUGGGUUUCAGGGACAGGGGUACUGCUAAGGUGCCAGACCAGAUAGUGGCUCAUACCCAGGAAUAAGCAGAAGGCUGCGUUCCUCUGUAUUGUCAGCCUGCUCAUGAGCUCUCUCUAUGCAGCCCACCCCUGGCUCUCAGGAUCAGAGAGCCAUCCUUCAAUCUAACUCUGGAUGUUGAAUAGCCCAACCUUAAAGACCGCCCACCCCCGUGUCCCUGAGAAUUUUCAAAAGACUGUUUCUAAAACUGUCACUCUAGAAUGACACUCCCCACCCUUAUGUCAUUUGCUGUGGUAAGAAAUAGAAAUGAACCUCUUAGACUCCAUGUGUAGGCCGUUUGCUUCAGUGCCUAGACUCCUGCAAACCUCAAGUUGGUCAAUACAGCCUGAGUCCAGCACCCUACCUCACCCACUCCUCUCUUGACGGAAUCCAACAUGCUCUGGCAGGUUUCUUAGUCCUGGUCAGGCCAUUCCCUCCAAAGAGCCAUUAUAGGGAAACUGGACUUUGCCUCCCACUGAAACCUGCUAUGCCCUAAAUGAGUGACUGAAUCCUGCAUUGGAAGUUCUAUCUACAUGGCUGAGGGACUUGUCUGCCCAUUGUGCACUCUGUAAUAGGUGGUCUCCUUAUUGUCAUCUCUUGAAGCAUUGUAAAUAAAAUACAGGCCAAAAAAAAAAAAAUCUCUGUAAGGCAAUAAAUUGUGUGAUUUGUGAAACUGUACUUUGAUCACCUCAUUUUUGACCAUACAAAACAUUAACAAGCAGCUUUGCAAAGGAUCAAACUGAGAACACGGGGAUUACAGUGAUCUGCGCUCCCACCAGAAAAAAAAAAAGAACCUAUGAAAGAGAGACAUAGGGCUUAUUCUACCUAGUCAGUCACCACACAAACCGACUCUGGUAUGUAAUAUGUACUCUAGGACAUACCAAGGACAAGUAAUCCAUGAAAAUGGGGGCUCCAAUCUCAGCCAAGUGUCAGCAUUGGAGUGAGAAUGGGGUGUUUUGUGCAGGAACCAAGUCCAGGGUAUUAUUAUUUUUUUCUUCUUCUUCUUUUUUUUUUUUUCCCCCGGAGCUGGGGACCGAACUCAGGGCCUUGCGCUUGCUAGGCAAGCGCUCAACCACUGAGCUAAAUCCCCAACCCCAAGUCCAGGGUAUUAUGAAUGUAAAAGCAAUCACUCCACCCCUGAGCUACAUCUCCAGUUCCUGGAGUAUGAAGUAAAAAUACCCUGCAUACCCAGGAUCAGAGACUGCUGGCUACUUGUCCAGAGCCUCUCCAGGGUGGGGUGUGCUGCCUGUCCAGGCCUGGAGGCUAUAAGCCCCACAUAACUCAGUCCCGGGCUUAGUAAAAGUGCUAUAUGCCCCAUCCUACCUGCAGUCCCACUGUACUACUAGUCUAGAGCAGAGAGGUCUCUUAAACCAGCACUGGACUGACCCCAGCACAGCAUAGGAAGGGCAGAUCAAUGACGGUAAGCAGUCCCACAAAUAGAGAGUGACAGCCUUGGGGCACCCUAUCCCAUUAGGACUCUGGGCACAGCUGAGAGAUGGUGCUCUUCUAGACCAGCCGAGCACAAGCUCCCACACUGGCAGCUUAGAGUAGGGAAGAGACCUCAAGGGAAGAGCCACAUGAGUGACUGGGUAUGCCCAGUUUCUAAGGGGAUUCAAGAGCCCCUUAAGAUGGGCAGAACCACAAAAGAACCUGAAGGUGGGGAGAUUUAGAAGGUAGCUGAAAACAACAGUUGUUUUCCAGAAUUUCCAAGAUAUUCCCCCAAGGCCCUUGGUGGGAGUCCUCAUAUGUCCUCAUAGUUCACAGGUCCUGUGUCUUACAGCCACAUACUCUUAUCUCUGCUCCCCUCUGAGGUCAUCAGUCACUGGGUUUAGAGUACACCUGGUUGAUGCAAGAUGACUGCACCUAAGAUCCUAACUCAGCCACACCUGUACAGAUCUCUAUUUUUGAAAAGGCACGGUCAUGGACUCCAGGACUCAUGAUAUGGUCCUGAGUUUCGGAAGCACCGUGUAGUCCCUGUCAAGGUCUUGUGAUGCUUACAAGGCCCUGAAAGAUGACAGGGAUGUGGAGUCCAUGUGGCUGGAAACUCGAGGUCAGAAGCAAGGAGUCACACCAGGUCCCAAGUUUCCCCAACAGGAAACUACAAAUUGGCAUCAAACCCACUUUGAGCCGUGCUUGGUGUCAGAUCCUAGAUCUUUAGGUCUGGAUUAAGGAAGUCCCUGUGAAUACUCAAAAAUCAUCUUGGAAGAGUUCAUGGAAGGAUGGAGGAAGUGGGCUAUGCCCCAGAUUCAGAUGGGGUGGGGGUGUAUACAAGACCCUUACUCAGCCACAGCAUCCCGUCAGCCUCCUCAGAUCAAUUUGACCCCCAUUCUCCACCACUUGCUUUGCCCAACUUCUGUAAGGCUGCCCCUCAGCUCACACAAUGGCCCCUUUCACCAUCCACCUAAAACUCUUGUUUACCUUUGGGCAGCUGCUGAAUCAUAGUUCCCUAGUAAUAGUUGCCUGGAGACGGUUGUCAGGUCACCACUGUUGUAUCCCAGCAAAGGAUUCCUAAGACCUUGCAGAGCAGGUAAGAGAGACUUGCUGGUUACCAGCUGAGGGUCCUGACUAGGACUGAGGCUGAGUCCUUGCUCUCCUGAGCCUUAUUUUUUGACCCUUUCUGGUAGUAGAUAAACAGGAGAGAGGACUGGGCAGCUUGGCUGAGCUAAGCCUUCUGCUAAGGCCACUCUCCAAACCCCAGUGUUUUGGCCAAGAAAGGCGUGUUUGGGGGAGGGGUGGGAUUGGUCCACGUGGGCAACUCAAAUUUUGGGGAGGGUUGGGAUUCCUUAGAAGAAGCUUUUUGCCUAGAGCCAUGUCUGUCUCCCCCAGAACUGACCCCCCAGAAGGGCCACCUGAGAUCCACAGAGAACGCAUCCCCAGACAGUGAGCGCUGCUUGGGAGGCACCAGCCCUUCAAAAAAAAAAAUGUUUAAACGCAUCUCCUGCUCGUACCGGGGUGUGAUUUCCUGCCAGUCUUUAUAUCUGAACAGACACAGAGGCCACACUCAUCGAGGCCAGGACAGUCUUGGCCGAAGAAAACUCACUAGGCAGAGGCGGGAUGCAAAGAUGCCCUUACACCCACCGGCCAGAAGGCCUCACGGCCAUCGCAGAAAUGGAAGUGAGGCACAAACAGAAGCUACAACCCAGGAUACAGGGAGGCUUUCUUGCCCAAGAAGGGUGGGUGCAGCGGUCUGUCCCAUCCAAGGGCUGGGACAUCGGGCUGCUCGAAGACCCCGAAGGGGUGUAGGGACUACAUCUGCCUCAAGGGCUCCACGUCCUGGUGCCCUUAUGCCUGCAACGCGCAACCGUCCAAGAUUCAUCCACUACCGGGUUCAACCCCCUCGGACCCAUGUCAGCUUCAAGAGACCCAAACGGUCCAGGACCCAUCAAUCCCACACUAAGGUGCCAGGCUGGACCCAUGAGAAACGGAUGGGGAGCAGUGUCGAGGAAGGGCUCCGGCCUGAGCUAAGUCAGCUGGAACAAGAUGCAGACAACCUAGGGGAAGAAGAAGCUGCCAGGCUCCCGGUGACUUCCCUGAAUGGGCUCCUGAUGGAAGGAGACAGGCAUCCCAAUCCUGGUCAGGGCCCUUUCUUCUACAUCGGAGGCACCAAUGGAGCGUCAAUAAUCAGCAACUACUGUGAGAGCAAGGGCUGGCAACGCACUCAGGACAGUCGCUGUGAGGACUACAAGCUAAAGUGGUGUGAGAUCAAGUGCAGGGACAACUACUGCAGCUUCCGGGAAGGCCAGCAGUUGCUGUUCCAGCUUCCCAACAACAAGCUGCUUACUACCAAGAUCGGGUUGCUCAGUGCUCUGCGGGAGCAUGCACGCACUUUGAGCAAAGCCAGGCUAAUGCCCAGUACCCAGGCCAAGGUCCUGAAAAUGGAUGAGUUUUUCCCAGAGACCUAUCGGCUGGACAUCAGGGAUGAGAGACAGGCUUUCUUCACUCUGUUUGAUGAAACCCAGAUGUGGAUCUGCAAGCCUACAGCCUCCAACCAGGGAAAGGGCAUCUUUCUGAUCAGGAGCCAAGAGGAGGCUGCUGCCCUGCAGGCCAAGACCCAGAGCAUUGAGGAUGACCCCAUCUACCGCAAGAUGCCCUUCCGUGCACCCCAGGCGCGAGUGGUGCAGAGAUAUGUCCAGAACCCGCUGCUGCUAGAUGGGAAGAAGUUUGAUGUGCGCUCCUACAUGCUCAUUGCCUGCGCCAUGCCCUACAUGGUCUUUUUUGGCCAUGGCUAUGCCCGCCUCACCCUCAGCCUGUAUAACCCUCAUUCCAGUGACCUCAGUGGUCAUUUGACCAAUCAGUUCAUGCAGAAGAAGAGUCCCCUGUACAUGCUGCUGAAAGACAGCACCGUGUGGAGCAUGGAGCACCUCAACCGAUACAUCAAUGACAAAUUUAGGAAGUCCAAGGGCCUCCCCAGAGAUUGGGUCUUCACCACCUUCACGAAGCGGAUGCAGCAGAUCAUGUCCCACUGCUUCCUGGCUGUCAAGUCCAAGCUGGAGUGCAAGCUGGGUUACUUUGACCUCAUUGGCUGUGAUUUCCUGAUUGAUGAAAACUUCAAGGUGUGGCUGCUGGAGAUGAACUCCAACCCUGCCCUACAUACCAAUUGUGAAGUCCUGAAGGAGGUGAUUCCUGGAGUGGUUAUGGAGACCUUGGACCUGGCGCUUGAGACCUGCCAAAAGAGUUUGCACAGUCAGAAGAUGCUGCCUCUGCAGUCACAGCGUCGCUUUGUGCUCCUUUACAAUGGCGAGACUACAGACUUGUGGCCGCGCUUGGGGAGCUCACGCCCACCUAUCCGCUUGCCUUAUGCUAACUCUAACCAUGCCCGGUCCACCUGCGAAAUCUCAUCCUCUUCGCUUACCUCAACACGUGUCACUAUCGCAGACCGGCCUGCGGCACGCAAGUCGAUGUCUUCCAGAACAGCUCCCAUUUGCGCCUCCCGCAAAUCGCGGCUGUCUGACUCGGGCGGUGUCUCCAUAGAGGAGUCUGAGACCUCUGUUUGUUCUGGGCUCCCGGAAGGCAGCAGGGACGCAGCCCGGGAACCCUCCCUGGGGCCAACCGAGGAAGAGCGAGAGGAGGAACAGAGGAGCACGAGCCAUCGAGGCUCCUAGCAGCCACAAGCAUCCAGUGGCCUUGCGCUUUGCCAUGCCCUCUCCAGGACCUAUAAAAGCUACUUUGUGACAAA
This is a messenger RNA of Rattus norvegicus (Norway rat), 13749 nucleotides long. NCBI's taxonomy places the organism in Eukaryota, Metazoa, Chordata, Mammalia, Rodentia, Muridae. The record is from RefSeq and is a predicted model, not a curated record.